Messenger RNA from Coccomyxa subellipsoidea C-169, 252 nucleotides. RefSeq lists its product as hypothetical. The coding region runs from base 1 to 252 and encodes 83 amino acids. The record is from RefSeq and is a predicted model, not a curated record. The transcript has 4 exons. Lineage: Eukaryota; Viridiplantae; Chlorophyta; Trebouxiophyceae; Coccomyxaceae.
AUGGCAUGCGUGACGCAGCAAGUCGUGAACCCUGGCACAGAGCCUGUUCUCACACGUGCAGGAAUCAUCGGAGGGCGCAUCGUCAUCGGGCAGCUGGACUGGGCUCGCCGCUACAAGUCUGGAGAGAGGCGAUGCGACGGCAAGGGCGUCAUGCAGCAGAAGGGGCAGUUGCUGUGCGCCACCUGCAACGGCCUGGGCUCACGCGGCCCUCGAGCUCAGAUGAUCAGGCGCAGCAAGGUGGUCAGCAAGUAA